AUGUCUACUAAUGUUUUACCAGCACAGCCUACAGGUAUUCAGAGUACCGCCGGCGCAGUUCCAAUUCGAAAUGAAAAAGGUGAAAUAUCUAUGCAAAAGGUGAAAGUACAAAGAUAUAUAUCAGGGAAAAAGCCUGAUUAUGCACAAGGAGUGACAUCAUCUGAUGAAUCAGAUACAGAGGACUUCAUAGAACAGCAGAGACCUGAUAGGAAACAUCAACUUGCACAAGUUACUGGAAAGGAUGAAAAAAGUGAUUCUGAUAAUGAAGUAGAUGAUCCCCGAUUGCGUCGUCUACGUCAGGCAGUAAAGUCACCUCCACGUCGCUCUGAGCAUAGGCCAGAAGUAAUUGAUGCUGAACCUGACGAACCAGAACCGGAGUCGAGUGAUGAGGCGAAGCACAGUUCAGAAAGUGAAGAUGAUCUUGAUGAAGAAGAGAUUGAGAGGCGUCGUCAAGCAGUUAGGGCUAAACUGGCUGCAAGAGAAGCAGAGAAAGAAGCUCUUGGUAGAGAUGAAGAAGAAGAAAUGUUGGAAGGUGACAAGGAGGAAAGUGGGUCGUCAGACACUGAGUACACAGAUAGUGAAGAGGAAACUGGACCACGAGUCAAACCAGUGUUUGUAAGGGCAUCAGAUCGUAUGACGGUAGCAGAAAGGGAGAGAAAAGUAAAGGUUCAAAAGAAAGAAGAAGUAGAGGCUCGAAGAGAGAAAGAGGAAAGGAGACGUGAGGCUCUCAAACUUGUGGAAGAGACAAUACGCGCAGAACAGAGGAAUACUCAGGCGGAAGCUAAAGAAGCGAAUAUCGAAGACGUGUGCACGGACGAUGAAAAUGACGAGCUAGAAUACGAAGCUUGGAAAUUACGUGAAAUGAAACGCAUCAAACGCGAUAAGGAAGAACGUGAAGCUAUCGAGAAAGAGUUGAUGCACAUCGAGCGUAUGCGAAAUAUGACGGAGGAAGAGCGACGCGCGGAGCAACGUCUCAAUCCAAAAGUUGUAACUAACAAGGCUGUGAAAGGGAAAUACAAGUUCUUGCAGAAGUAUUAUCACCGGGGUGCUUUCUAUUUGGAUAAAGAAGAAGAAGUGUUCAAACAAGAUUUUUCUGGAGCGACAUUGGACGAUCACUUUGACAAGACUGUUCUACCAAAGGUGAUGCAAGUGAAGAAAUUUGGACGUUCUGGUCGCACAAAAUACACUCACUUGGUCGACCAAGACACUACAGAAUUCGAUUCUGCAUGGAGCAAUGAAGGUGCUGCGGCUAGACUGGCUAACUUCAGAGGAGGCUUGAAACAGAUCUUUGAAAAGCCCUCUGCUAGAAGAAAACAUACCACAUAG
This is a messenger RNA of Pieris macdunnoughi, 1326 nucleotides long. NCBI's taxonomy places the organism in Eukaryota, Metazoa, Arthropoda, Insecta, Lepidoptera, Pieridae. The record is from the annotation of a GenBank genome assembly.